Molecule: messenger RNA, 2334 nt
Organism: Paramecium octaurelia
Lineage: Eukaryota; Ciliophora; Oligohymenophorea; Peniculida; Parameciidae
Source: the annotation of a GenBank genome assembly
AUGAGAUAUUUCUUGAUCUUUAUUUUAAAUCUCGUUAACUCUUAGCAAGUAGUUUACCAGCUAGAAGCAGCUGAUUAGCCCGAUGGAUUGAGUAGUAUCGAUAAUAUUUAUCAAGAUGAUUAAUGGGUCAUUGUAGACAAUUAGAAUGGACUUACAAGAUCCACCUGCAAUAGUGUUGAUGUCUAUGGGGGAUAUGAAGUAUUUACACAUGAUACCGUAAUUUAAAAGUAUUUUACUUUAUUAACAGCAAUUAGAGUAUUUUUUGAUCUAGGUCCUCAUUUCAAGAUGAGAAUAGAAAUGAAUCUUUGGUGGUAUGCAUUUAUUUAUAACUCUUAGGUUCAAUUUAGUAUUAGAAGAGUUGAUCAUUGAAAAUGAUAAUACAUAAAUUAAUAUAACUUCAUCCUCAUCCCUACAAACAAGAUCAUGCCCAGAGCUUACAUCUAAUUCAAUUAUCAUCGAGUACUAAGUGCAGUGUCUGAUAUUUGAAUUUUCUCAUCAGAGGAGAAAUUCCAUUUUUAAAAUGUUUCAAGCUUACUUUGAGCUUGAAGAUGUAUCAUAUUAGAUGGAUUUAGGCUACCUGGGGCUUCAAUUCAUUUAAAAUCAGUGUUUACAAUUGUCCUUCAGGAUGCCUCUAAUGUAUAGGGGAGGACGAUUUAAAUUGCGGUUUGUGGAGUAAGCUUUAAUUUUCAUUUAUUCAAUGCGAAUUUGAAGAUUCAGAUAUUUAAUAAUGGGGUGGUGGAUUGGAAGUCAAUGUCGACGAAUUUGGAUGUUGUAAAGGAAUCAAUUCGAUUUCUUUUGAAAAUUCAUUCAUAUUGCCUCCAAGCGAUAAGAUUUUAAUUAGAUUUUUAAUAAAUAAAAAUACAGAUUUAACCAUUUGGAUCGAUCAAAAUAGAAUAAAUAUUUAAUAAGCUGGUGUGGUUGAGUUAAUUGUAUAAAAAUAGUUUGGUUAAACUUUGAAUGUUAAGAUAAGAGAUCUGAAUAGUUUGUCAGAUUGGAUGAUUAGAGAUUUAGAGAUAUAUUAUUAAUUAAGACAUAAUUAUAUUGAUAAUAUUAUUUCUUAUAUAAUUCUGGAAUGCAGAUAAUUAAUUGGUUAAUUUUGUUUUGAUUGCCAAGAAGGUUGGGAAUUGGAUGUAUUAUAAAAUAUAUGUAUGACAUCAUGUGGUGAUAAUAUUAUCUCUGGAUUAGAAGAGUGUGAUGACGGAAAUUACAUUCAAUUUGAUGGUUGUUAUCAAUGUAAGUUCUAGUGUAUUCAAUUCUGUUUAACUUGUAUUCAUGGUGCUUGUUUACAAUGUUCAAAUGGAUAUUCAUUUAAUAAUAACUAAGAAUGCUCUCUAAAUUGUUAAGAUAAAAUCAUCAUUCCAUACUAUAACCAAGAAUGUGAAGGCCAAGAUUUUAACUAAUUUCAUGGUUGCUUCUAAUGCUUAAAUCAAUUGGAAUGUAUAUACGGUUGUGAAAAAUGUGAUCUUGGAACAUGCUAUAGAUGUUAAUCUGAUUUCAUUUUAUAUCAAGGUAAAUGUUAUUCGAAUUGUGGUAGAGAUAAUGGGAUAGUCUAUGAAGAUUGUGAAGAUAUUAAUGAAGAUAACAUUGAAUUAUUAUGCUAGCCUUAUUGUAUUACUUGUAAUUUGAAGUAAUGCUUAAUGUGUGAUGAAUAAUAUGAACUACUUGAAGAUGGAUCAUGUGUAUUAAAAGAUGUUGAUAAUAUAAAUUAGUUGAUCCAAAAAGUUGAUAUGAUAUGUCAAAAAAGUUCUUUUGAAUGCAAUUAUUAUAAAUCCCCUUAACUAAUAUUAAGUUAUUUAAAUAUAACUUUAAAUAAGUAGUAUGUAAGGAUCGAAUUUACAGAAUAAGUCAAGUCUUAGCUUUAAACACCGUUAUCUGAGACCUUAAUUAUUGAAAUCUUAAACAUUACAAACUAGAUGUAUUCUUACGAUGUAAUUAUUAUUCAGGAUUCAGGUGAGUUUGUACAGACCCUAGAAUUAAUCUUAGAAAUUGAAAUAUUUGAAUUGCUAGAAAAAAAGCCAGUUUUAUCUCUAAACUUAAAUUAGAGUUUAGUUAAUUCUUUUGGAUAAGGUGUCAUUCAGGAUUCUGCUAUUAUAACUCUUGAACUCCCUUCUUAUCUGAAUGAGAAUCAAAAAAGGACAUCCAAUAAAUUAGCUAGCAUUACUGAAUCAAGUAUUUAUGGCUUGUUAGCUGUUUGUGGAAUAUCCGUUCUUUUUGGAAAUCUAUAAUACAUUUUAGGAAUUCUUAAUAUGCUGCAAUAUUUAUCAAUACUAAGGUACAUAAAUUUGAAAUUUCCUUAGAAUUUAGAAAUUUACUUUUAGGCUUAUGAUGUUUUGA